Notothenia coriiceps (black rockcod) is the source of this 681-nucleotide messenger RNA. RefSeq names its product NACHT and WD repeat domain-containing protein 1-like. Gene Ontology annotation, molecular function: protein binding. NCBI's taxonomy places the organism in Eukaryota, Metazoa, Chordata, Actinopteri, Perciformes, Nototheniidae. The transcript has 2 exons. The annotation marks the transcript as partial. The record is from RefSeq and is a predicted model, not a curated record.
GUUCUCUGUCUGAGUGUUAUGCGGUCUCUGCUGAGGUCUGCUGCCUGGAGGUAGCUCAACACAAGCGGCUGCUGCUCUGCGGGCUGACCACCGGCACGGUGCUCAUCUACCCUCUGUCCCUGCCCCAGGAGACGCUCUGCAUUCCCCCCCCAGAGAACCUCUCCAGGGUGCUCUGCAUAGCCGUCAGCUCCCAGGAGAAGCAUAUGGCGGUGGCCUACGAGGAUUCUGUGUGUUUGUUCGAGAUCACCAACAGAGACAGUUUCCCCACGGUGGAGGGGCCCCUGAAGAGGGUCCCCCUGUCUCUGCUCCACGCCCCGCUGUCCUCCAUGGCCCUGCUGCCCGACCGCAGGCUGCUGUACGGGACCAGCUGCGGGGAGGUAAAGCUCCACGACUUCAGCAGCGGCAGCAGCUCAGACCUGGAGCCCCACCGCAGCAGGGUGACAUGUGUGACGGCCGGGCACUGGGGGACCCACGCCUUGGUGGGCUCCGAGGACGCUGUCCAGAGGCUUUGGGCCCUGAGCCCACUGGUGCUGGACCACACCAUGGAGUACAAGGGAUUUUUCUUCGAGGGCGUCCUCUCUGCUGCUUUCUCCGACAGCGACCAGUUCGUCUUCACAGGAUGUCAGGACAGAACAGUGAAAGUGUGGGACGUCGCUUCAGGUACACACUGAUCCAACACAU